CCAAAAGAUCAUGACGAUAUACUCGGCAGCACCGGGAAAUGUAACGCCGCUCAAGUCACCCAUCCCAUCAAUGCACUGGUCUCGCGUCCCAAUGCGAGGGACACACAUUCCCCCUCCUCUCCGCGCCCACACAACUACAGCCCUCCAUUCCAAACUCUACGUAUUCGGUGGGUGCGACGCCAAAUCAUGUUUCAACCAGCUCUGGGUAUUCGAUACGGAAUCCUUAUGGUGGACCCGGCCAGUGGUGAGGGGGUCUGUUCCGCGUACCGUGCGAGCGCAUGCGGCAUGUGUCAUAGCGGACCGGUAUAUCGUUUAUUUUGGCGGUGGGGACGGCCCGGUGUAUUAUGAUGGAGUGUAUGUGUUGGAUACGGUUGAGAUGGCUUGGCAUACGCCGAGGGUCAGUGGGGUGGCGCCUUCUGCGAGGCGGGCGCAUACAAUGUGGGUUUGGGAGGGGGAUGUAUAUGUGUAUGCGGGUGGGGAUGGUGUGAGGGCUUUGAAUGAUGUGUUUGUAUUGAGGAUGGGCAAGAGUGGGUUUGGGGAUUCAAAGCGGGGGGAUCCGAGAGGUUUGAAUGAUGCGGGGCCAGAUGCGAGACAUGGGGAGACUCUAGAAGACAGUCUUGUUGUUGAAUGGCAAGUGGUGGAAACGCGGGGACCUGUCCCAUCUCAUCGGGGUUACCACACCUCGACACGCAUCGGCCACACACCUCAUGUCCUCGUGUACGGCGGGUCAGACGGCCACGAAUGUUUUUCCGACGUGUCCCUCCUCGACAUGCAAACCCUCACCUGGAAAUCCAUCUCCCUCGACCGAGCCUUCCCGCGCCUCUCCCACACUGCGACCCAAGUGGGAUCCUACCUCUUUGUUCUAGGCGGACACGACGGAACACGAUACGGCAACGAAGCACUAUUGUUGAAUCUUGUGACCAUGAAUUGGGAGACGAGGAAUGUGUGUGGGAGUGGGCCUGAAGGAAGGGGGUAUCAUUCUGCAUGUUUGGUGGAUUCGCGGGUAUGGGUGUUUGGAGGGUAUGAUGGGACGAGAGUGUAUGGGGAUAUGUGGGUGCUCGAGUUGAGUGCGAGUGCGUAUUUGCCUCAGAUUACUGCUUUUGAGGUGGGAUGUGGAGAUGACGUCCUGUGAUGUGCAGUGUGCAAUGACGUCCGGUGAGGUGUGGUAUCCACAUACAUGCAGAACAUGUGCACAGGCACAAAAUGCGCACACAAGUGUAAGUGAUUGGGAUGUAUCUAUAGAAUAGAGAAUGGUUUCCUCGAGUUCACAGUCGGCAAGGGAUUCAUCCUCCCUGAUAGCACAACUUCCCUUCCUUCUUUCUCCAUAUACAAUAAAGGAUCAGACACAUCUCUAGGACG
Molecule: messenger RNA, 1359 nt
Organism: Spizellomyces punctatus DAOM BR117
Lineage: Eukaryota; Fungi; Chytridiomycota; Chytridiomycetes; Spizellomycetales; Spizellomycetaceae
Exons: 1
Coding region: 11-1132 (373 amino acids)
Molecular function (GO): protein binding
Source: RefSeq, a predicted model, not a curated record